GACUACUUGACAGAAUGCACAUGAUGACAGUCACACAGCUGGGUGUAUGGGCUGGAUUGCUCUGCCCCUAUCUGCUCACUGCAAGCAUCCCACAAGACUGUAGGGAAGACCAGGGUAGCCUCUCCCGCUGCCCCUCCAUCUCCCAAGAGAAACUUCUUGACCGAGUCAUCCAGCAUGCUGAGCUCAUCUACCGUGUCUCAGAAGAAUCAUGCUCUUUGUUUGAGGCGAUGUUUGUCCCAUUUCCAUUACAGCUCCAGAGUAACCAAGCUGGCUAUACAUGCAUCACCAAAGCCUUACCCCUCCCGAGCUCCAAAAGUGAAAUCCAACAGAUAUCUGACAAAUGGUUGCUCCACUCUGUGCUGAUGCUGGUCCAGUCAUGGAUCGAGCCAUUGGUCUACCUUCAGACCACAUUGGAUCGCUACGAUGAUGCUCCUGACAUGCUGCUCAACAAGACCAAGUGGGUCUCUGAAAAACUGAUCAGUCUGGAGCAAGGGGUGGUGGUCCUCAUCAAGAAGAUGUUGGAUGAGGGAAUGAUGACAACAAGCUACAGUGAGCAAGGCGUCUUCCAGUAUGAUGUGCAGCCAGAGAUGUUGGAAUCUGUUAUGAGGGACUACGCCUUACUCAGUUGCUUCAAGAAAGAUGCCCAUAAGAUGGAGACUUUCCUAAAGCUUCUCAAGUGUCGACAAACUGACAAAUACAACUGUGCAUAAAACAUAAAUUGCAGCUUUUAAAUAAUACAGUGUUUAGCUUGAAAUUAAUUCCUAAGGUUGGUAGCCAUGCACUUAUAGUUAUGACCAUGCCUUGGGCGAUCCAGCCUUGCUUGCAGUGCAGUACAUUCUUUAUUGAUUGUUUUGGAACACCUUCACACAAAAAUAAGUAGGUGUAAUGCUGUGCCCUUUCUUCGUCAUACUGCAUUUUAUAUUCCCCUGCUCAGUUGUUAUUUUAACCCAGCAAAGGCAACAGAGGGCAAAUUCCCAAAAGAUUAUUUGCGUGUCGAGCUGUCAAAAGAAAUCUGCAUAUCCCGCCAUUGAUUUCCAUUUCCUUUGUUCUUAACCGGAGUUUGUAUUCCUCUCUGGCUCUUGCAGUGUUUUGAUUAUUCCCACGGCCCCCAGAGUAUUCAGUGUGACUCCCUUUUAAAUGGAGUUAGUUUCACUUCUGCAUUAGUGAAAUGAAACACUUCACUGGAGAUGGGAGUCAAACAGAGAGCAAUCACUACUUAAAAAAGACACAUUUUGAUUGGUGAA
Molecule: messenger RNA, 1244 nt
Organism: Micropterus salmoides (largemouth bass)
Lineage: Eukaryota; Metazoa; Chordata; Actinopteri; Centrarchiformes; Centrarchidae
Product: somatolactin
Exons: 5
Coding region: 15-710 (231 amino acids)
Biological process (GO): positive regulation of receptor signaling pathway via JAK-STAT; positive regulation of tyrosine phosphorylation of STAT protein; response to nutrient levels
Cellular component (GO): extracellular region
Molecular function (GO): growth hormone activity; growth hormone receptor binding
Source: RefSeq, a predicted model, not a curated record